Molecule: messenger RNA, 6018 nt
Organism: Vollenhovia emeryi
Lineage: Eukaryota; Metazoa; Arthropoda; Insecta; Hymenoptera; Formicidae
Exons: 8
Coding region: 82-5703 (1873 amino acids)
Biological process (GO): positive regulation of transcription by RNA polymerase II; negative regulation of fatty acid biosynthetic process; double-strand break repair via homologous recombination
Cellular component (GO): plasma membrane; BRCA1-BARD1 complex; BRCA1-A complex
Molecular function (GO): ubiquitin-protein transferase activity; zinc ion binding; DNA binding
Source: RefSeq, a predicted model, not a curated record
CGUCCGUGCGCCAGCGAGGAAAGUGUGAUCCGCGCGAGUUCGAGGCGACGACGGUGAUUUUCUACGCGCGCGCGAUUGAAGAUGAGCAGGACAACGACACUCCAGCCGGUCGACAUCGAUCGGCUCCUGGAGGCGAUCCACAGCCUCCAGAGAUCCCUGGUCUGCGCGAUCUGCCUGGAGCUCAUAACGGAGCCUACCAAGACACGGUGCGGCCAUUCAUUCUGCAAGGCCUGUAUAUUAAAAUUACUGAAGAACCACUGCCCGCUGUGCAAGGAGAGCGUCAACAGACGCACCAUUUCCAAGGACGAUCACCUGCAGACCUGCAUCGAGAGGUUCAACGCGCUCGUCGCUGCCGUCCAGAACGACAGUCACUUGGACGACAUACUAUCGCUCUCGCAUCAGCCGCGCGAUACGAAGGAGAGCUGCUGUUAUCCGGACGCUAGACAAUCCAACUCCGACAAAGAAAGGUCGUCGAGGAAUGAGACGCCUACUCGCCAAUUGAAUCAAAACGCGGGCGGACAAAUCAACAGGCCGUCGACAAGUCGCGAAACAACGAUUGAUUGUUCUAAUCGUCCGCGAUGCGACUUCAACGCGCCAAACGAGAAGUCUGAACCUAUAUCGCCCUCCCCCCUCGUAUCCCACGGCGAUGAAAAUGACAAUGCGAUUCACAGCCUGCCGGAUAUUAAAGUUCGCACGUGGAUACACUCGAUGCCCCCCGAUAUACUGACCGCCGAUGAUUGGAUCGCGGGGGACGAAAAACCGAUCGAAGACAAAGCUAAGUCGGCGAAACCAAUAUCCGACGACAAUGGUAAAUCAGACGAGACCGGCGAAGUACGUCACGGCAAGAUCGACGCGAGCCGCAGAGCGAGCAGAGGUAGAAAACGUGGUACGGUUUGCCCAAAGCGUAUCGACGCGGACGACGCGUUGUCCCAGGUGGAUAAAGGGGCGAGGCAGAUUGGCGAAGUAAUAGAGAUCGAUUCCGCUGCUAGUGGAUUGAAAUACAAGGCGUGUCACGCCAGAGUACGCGCGAAGGAGAGCCACAGGAUUGCUGCGGGGUCCAAGUCGGUCAAUCAAAGUAAGUCGUCGUCACCGACGGCGGCGAGCGAUCGGGUCGCGACGUCCGCGCCUCCGAGACCGAGCACAUCCGCGAUCGCCAAGCAAUCCAACUGGUCCGGCAUGAUGGAGUUCAAGAAGGAGAUGAAACGGACGAGAAAGGGGAAGAUGAAGAGACUGAACGUGAGCACCAAGAAAAAUAGGGAUCAGCCUCGGAUAGUCGAGAACGUUAAGCUCUCGCCGAGCAGCAAAUUCGACUUGUCUGGCGUAUCGACGACUUCUAACAAAAGCGGAAAAGCGACCAACGUAUCUGACCGGUUAGAGUCGAGCGAUCGGAAACGGGAUGCGAGUGAUGGGAGUCUGGACUUAUCAGAAGUGACAUCGUUGAACAAGACCAGUCGUCAGACGGAAUCGCAUAACGAGAGUAAGAACGAUAAUCAGAAUGCAUCGUUCAUCACGCUGGAGGAAGGUAGGAAGUUACGCAUAUUAAAUCUGAACGCCAAUCAAGUGGGCAAAAUUAUCGGCCUCGAAAGUGCCGCGGAAGAUACUCAACGUUCACCGAAUCGACGUUGCGAGGAGAAUGUCGCUGAUUGCCGUGAUUCACCGCGAAAAAGAUCAGGCGUACCGACGCCGGAGAAACGCGAGGAACAUGUACACGAAAUAAUCCGUGUACAGGUUCCUCGGUUUUCUCCGGCGUUGGUCUCGCAAACUUCUACCGGCAACUUUAGAAGUUCGUCCCGCUUGCCGGCCGAAAAACAGACUCCCGGACCUCGAGAGACCCGUGACGUUCAAGGGAAAUCGAGUGGGGCUGCUUCUUCUCAAUUUUCGACGCCGAACAAGGGUAGAUUAUCCUUGAGAAGAAAGCCGGAGAUCGACGGUAACAGGGGCGUUGCUUCGCCACUAUCGAGUCAACUUCCGCUGUCGUACAGAAUAUUGAUUGACAAACGCAACGAAGAUGUUAGCGGUCGCAAGAGCGUCGAUUCGUCAGUACACGUGGACGGUGUGCCGUUUGAUCGACUGAAAGUUGUGAGACGUGACCUGAACUUCCAGGCAAUUCGCGAAGAUCAACAGCGGAGCAACCAGAACACGGUGUCCGCACGCUCCGGCACAGUCGAAGCUGGAGAUGGAAACGUUUCCGGAAUUGUUCGUCAGGACGGAAAGCUCGGUCGCGAUUCUGCGGCGCCGAGGAGGCCCGUCCCAACGGGAUCGAGGGGUCUCGAGAAUCAGGGGCAUCAGUCUCUCGUGAAAUUUAUGCAACUGGGCGCGUUAAUUAGGCAACGUAAUAUCAGAUAUUUUUACCUGGGCACGACUAAACGCGGGUGUUCGUUGCCAGCGGAAUGUCGAACUACUCCGAUUUGCAAUAUGCAGCAAUCGGUCAGCGCACACGAGGCAGCAACGUCUCUUAAUCCGUGGACCGAUUCGCUAAACUUGAGGGGCAUUACCGUGGUGGAGAAUACUGGUUUCGCGAAUAACUCGAGUUCGCACCAAGCGGCUUCAAAGGAAUUCCCCGCGUUACCAUCGAUUUGCGAAGCUCCCGCGACCUCGACGCCGAAAAGAGAUUUAAAUCGAUACAAGAGCGCGACACUCGUCCGCUCUUCGAGCGCAAAUCACCAGUCGGAUAAGUCAAUCGCUGAAGGAUCUCGAUCUCUUCGUGAAAUGUCUCGUGCGGAUAAGAGCGCCAUUCACGGGACAAUAAUCUCGCACACUUAUCCAGGAACGUCAAAUUCUAUUAAACUGCUGUCACCGGACAAAGAUUCGCAGCUGAAGUUCCUGGAGAUAGACUCCCCGAGCGAGCGCGAGAAGGCGAGACGCGCGAGCUCGAUUAAGUCCGCUAUCAAAGGAAACAACUUUUCCGAGAUGGAAAGCUCGCGCCUCGCAGCGUCGGCGCAGGAACCUUUCACCGAGGGCUCGUGCAAGAAGAAGAAAAGAAUGAGAUGCGCCAGUGACAGAAAGCUAUUUCAGGACGGGCCUGACGACGGAUGGUCCCGUGAUUCCCGCCACUCGGCCAGCGACGGCAAUCGAACCGCGGUGAAAUUUGACAAAUACAGCAAAUUAUCCGAGGAGGCGAGCUCGGGUCGUUUGGCCGCGAAUAAAAAACGUCGCUUGAGUUCCCCGGACAACCAAGAUGUCGCAAUCCCGUCGGUUUCUAAAGAACAGGACGCGCCUGGGACAAAAUUCACGAUGUCUGACUCGGACAUGGAAUCGAGAUCGGCGACACGUGUUGACACGAAAACUUUAAAGAGACACAGCGGCGAGUGUCAAUGGAGCGCAUCGAUUACGGACACGGCUGUGAAAAAAUGUUCGACCAGGCAGGAUUCUGACGGAGAAUCUCACCGUAUUCGGAAUAUCGAUGAAUGGAGCGAUGAACACGACGCAACGGAAAAAAGAUUGACGAAACAGGGUGGAAACUGCCAGAAUAGCGUCAAACCAAUGGGCAGCCCGCCCGAAGAAACCUCGGCGGGUCAUCAAUCGUCUCGUUCGAGCAACGUAUCCAGGACAGAGAGGAGCAAAGCCGCAAAGUCAAGCCAGAAAAGUCCCGCGAGGGAGUCGGAUAUGUUUGAGAGCAAUAGCCUGUUCAAUUCGGAAAAUCUGGACUGUAUACUGCAGCAGCAACCGACAAAGUCGAACGCGGACGACACAUCGAGGAAACGCGUGGACUCCUCUAACGACGACAUUAUAAACAGAGUGCUGCAGAUCGAUCGAUCGCGAAGUAAUCCCGGCGCAUGUCGACCGACAGUCUCUACUUCUGCCUCGUGGAACGACGCUACAGGUCAAAGAGAAAGGGACAGCGGGGAGGACUUGUUACAGGACAAUUUUAACGAGAUCAUGGCCAACGUCGAGCAGCCGCAAAGCAAGAAUCUACCUGGUGUCGAACAACCGGAACGCAAUCCCGAUCGCCCGCUGGCGAGACAGAAAACGCCCAGCUAUCCCGCGAUGACAGAUGAAUCGCGCCGCGCCACGCAGGAAGCUCCGAUCAUGUUCCCGUCAUCGACGAACGACAUGUUCGAGUGCGAUUCUCCUAGAAACAGCGAGUCACCUGCGACGAAUGCUAUCUCAAGAGAUUUUGACAAGAAGAAUGUAGCCUGCAGCCAGGAAAGACACGGCUACGUGAGUGACCAGAGAGACAGAAGGGAUGCAACGGCAAACGUCGACGCGUUUGACAAAGACUCACGUAAGAAAAUCGUAUCGAAGCACAAUGUAUCGCGAGAGAUGGACAAGUCCCUCGAGGAGCGUGGUGGUUCGAUACAAUCGGCGGGUCGGCUUCACGUUGACGAUGACGACACGCAAAAAGUAACGAUUGGCAACGGGUCAAAUUCGAAGGAUGAUACACUCGAGCAAGAUUCGUUCAUGAAUAUUACGCUGCAUCAAGCUCGGCUGCAAUUGUUUGAGGAGGAUCUGCUCGGCGUCGCGGCCCAAAAUCAAACAGAUGCGAGAAAAACGAUUUCGCAGGAAGCUUCACCCCGAGAGGAGCAACGCACUCCGAAAAGAAGAAGGCAGAAUACUCGGUGCAGAGAUGCGGAGCCAGAGGAACACUCGGCCGACGAGGACGACAUGGUGGAGGGGACUCCUGAGAAAAAGAUGAAGAGCAGCGCAGAUGACGUUAAAACGAUCAAACUAAGGGAUCGACCACGAGCAAGUACGCCUAAUAACUUCUUAACGUCGGUGUCGUCAACUUCCGAACGGACUCCGAGUACAUUGAGAUUGGGUCAGAUAGCUCGUCCUCGCUUGACUGACGCGAACACACCUACGACACCGUUCAGAAUGUGUCCAGCUGCGCAAAGUACGCCAAUGACAGGGCACAAUUCCAUCGUCAGGCCGUCCAGUCGUCUCGACGUAUCCGGCGGGAGCAGAAGGGUUGAGCGUGUAGAAAGCGGUAGCAUCUUGUUGGCGAAGCAGGUGGACACGAGGACGCAGCAGAAUGUCAGCUGGCAGCCUGUGCCUCAGGAGCGAGACCUGUGCUUCGUAUGCACGGGCUUGUCGCAGGGCGAGGUCGCCAUCGUCAAGAGCUUCGCGGCGAAGCACAACGCGAAUUACGUGAACCAGUUCGACUCUGACGUGUCGCACGUUAUCGUCAAGACCACCGGCGAGCAGAACGCGGCGAAGAGUACGUUGAAGUAUCUGCAGGGUAUCGUUCACCGAAAGUGGAUAGUCAGCUUCAGAUGGGUCCGGGACUGCAUUAUAGAGCAGAAGCUGCUGGACGAGGCUCCUUACGAGGCCACCACGGAGAUGGAGGAUGGUAUUAGCGUCGCCGGACCUCGUACCGCGAGACUAUGUGAGAGUGGUCUUUUUCAGGACUUCACGUUUCUGUGCGUCGAACCGUACGACAACGUUUCGCUGGAUCAGUACCAGCGCUUGCUACUCGCUGCCGGAGCCUCGUUGGUCAAUACCGUCGACGUUCUCGCUGAGAGAAGAGGCGUGAAGGGAAUUGUGAUCCAAGAGAAUAUUCAUGAUAAAAAAAUUAUCCAUCAUUGGUGCCGAGUUACCAAGGCGGCGGACAUUUCUGUGCAGUGGAUAGUAGAAUGUAUCGGCCAAUACAAAUUACUUAAGCUAACACCAUGUAUGACCAGUCUCUCGCCACACGAAUUGUAUGCUAUCGGCUACCCGCGAGAUCUCGUAGAAGAAGAUAAGGAUUUCGUCGACGAUGAAUAGACAGAAAAAAUGCGCGUGUUCGUUGAUAUUCCGUGCCAUCAUUUAAGUUUAAGUUUUCAGUAGAAUAAACGAAAUGGCUACGAUAGAUAGAUUUACAAUUAUUUGGUAGUACAGUAAUGGCUACGAUAUUUACUGUACUACCGAAUAAUUGUAAAUUUAUUUUUUGUUCUAUCCAAUAUCUAUCAUCACGAUACAAACUGUUAUAUACGACUUCAUUGUUUCUACUUUUGUACACAGUAUAUAUGAGCCAACGUUACCAAGUAUAUUGUAAUUUAUUUAUGUUUUCCUAAUACAGAACGUUUUCUAUUCGCUGAA